Molecule: messenger RNA, 1236 nt
Organism: Herpailurus yagouaroundi (jaguarundi)
Lineage: Eukaryota; Metazoa; Chordata; Mammalia; Carnivora; Felidae
Product: adenomatous polyposis coli protein 2-like
Exons: 1
Biological process (GO): negative regulation of microtubule depolymerization; cell fate specification; cell migration
Cellular component (GO): beta-catenin destruction complex; cytoplasmic microtubule; catenin complex
Molecular function (GO): microtubule binding; gamma-catenin binding; beta-catenin binding
Source: RefSeq, a predicted model, not a curated record
GUGCCCGGGCGCCGGCUCCAGGCGUCAGGCCCGCGGCGCCGCAAGCCCCAGGCUGCCCGGCCAGACAAGCGGCCAGCGGAGCGGCCCCAGGAGCGCGGUGACGAGGCGGCGGGCUCGGACCAGGCCUCCGACCUGGACAGCGUCGAGUGGCGCGCCAUCCAAGAGGGCGCCAACUCCAUCGUCACGUGGCUGCACCAGGCGGCGGCCGCGGCCACCCACGAGGCCUCAUCUGGCUCGGACUCCAUCCUGUCGGAAUCCGGGCUGUCAGGCUCCACCCUGCAGCCGCCGGUGCACAGGAAGGGACAGCGGCUGCAGGCGGGCGGUGCCGCGAGGCCGAGGCCGGAGAAGCGGGACUCAACCCUGGCCCAGCACGGCCCCAGUGGCCCCGAGAAGCUGCGUGGUGCUCAGAAGAUGGCGUGCAGGGUGCCGGCCGUGCUCCGGGGACGGACCGUGAUCUAUGUGCCCAGCCCGGCCCCCCGGGCACAGCCCAGAGGCAACCCCGGCACCCGUGUGGCACCGAGGAAGGUGGGAGCCCCUGCGCAGCCCGCAGCGCCGGCCAAAGCCCCCAGCCCCGGGCAGCAGCAGCAGCAGCAGCAGCAGCGGUCUCGAAGCCUACACCGGCCGGGCAAGAUCUCGGAACUGGCGGCACUGAGCCCCCCCCAGCGGAGCGCCACGCCGCCCGCCCGCCUGGCCAAGGCCCCCUCGUCCGGCUCCUCCCCGGCCUCCCCGGCCUCCCAGCCCCCGCCCAGGAGGCCGCCCUCGGGCCCCCAGGCUGCGGGGCCCCUACCUGGUCCCGGGGCGUCUCUGGCGCCCCAGACGCCCGCGCGGGCCCUACUGUCCAAGCAGCACAAGACGCAGAAGUCACCCGUGCGGAUCCCCUUCAUGCAGAGGCCCGCCAGGCGGGGGCCGCCAGCCCUGGCCCGGGCAGCCCCGGAGCCGGGCCCCAGGGGCCGGGCAGGAGCCGAGGGAAGCCCGGGCGCCCGAGCGGGCCGCCUGGGCCUGGUGCGCGUGGCCUCCGCCCGCUCCAGUGGCAGCGAGUCCUCCGACCGCUCGGGUUUCCGGCGGCAGCUGACCUUCGUCAAGGAGUCCGCGGGCCUGCCGCGCCGCCGCCGCUCAGAGGUGGCCGCGCCCGAGGCCGCGCCCUCCGCCUCCCAGGGCGGCUCCCCCCGGCGCGGUCGGCCCGCCCUGCCCGCGGUCUUCCUGUGCUCCUCGCGCUGCGACGAGCUGCGGGCGGCC